Messenger RNA from Choloepus didactylus (southern two-toed sloth), 9214 nucleotides. RefSeq lists its product as uncharacterized. The record is from RefSeq and is a predicted model, not a curated record. NCBI's taxonomy places the organism in Eukaryota, Metazoa, Chordata, Mammalia, Pilosa, Megalonychidae. Gene Ontology annotation, biological process: regulation of DNA-templated transcription. The transcript has 14 exons. Bases 501 to 4805 code for a protein of 1434 amino acids.
AGUGGCAUGUUCCAGAAUAUCUUAUUACGGACGGUUUGUUCAAAUCAGAAUCCUAACAGGGUCCCCACAUUGUUUUUUUAAUUUAUACCUCUUAAGUUUCUGUUUUGUUUAUAACAUUCUUUCUCCGUUCCAUUUUUUUCAUCCAUUGAUUUAUUGGAGAAAUCAGGUCAUUUGCCCCAAAUGUUCCACAUUAUGAAUUUGUUUGGUUGCUUCCACUUUAUGUUGUUUUACUUGUUUAUCCCUGUAAACUUCAGGUUUGAUUUCUCACCUUUGUCUUUAAAAAGAUGACUAAUUUGGGUUUAGAAUUCUAGAUUGAUGUUACUUUUUUCUCAGUGCACUGAAGAUAUCUUUCUGUUUUCUUCCAGCAUCCAUCAUUGCUGUUGAGAAGUCAGCCAUCAGUCUAUUUGUUUUUUCUUUUUAGAAGACCUGUGGUUUUUCCCUGGCUGCUGUUAAGAUUGGGAAAGAAAGUCAAACACCAAAGAAAAUACUAUGAUGUUUCUAUGUGUGAAUUUCUGUUUAUUUAUUUGUCUUGGGAUUUACUGUGCUUCCUGGAUCCCAAGGGUCUUCUUGAUGUCCUUUGUAUCCUUAAUCAUCGUAUUGGUGUUUCUUUACCUGCGCAGGACCCUGCCUGGCCAGGAGCGGAAAGCACAGGAGGAAUGGCUGCAGGUUUGCUUGCAGCCUGUUCAGAGGACUCAGUGACCUUCGAGGAAGUGGCAGUGGACUUCUCCCAGGAGGAGUGGGCAUUGCUGGACACCGAUCAGAAAAAUCUGUACAGAGAUGUGAUGCUGGAGAAUUUUAGGAACCUGGCCUCAGUGGGGUAUCUCUGCAAACACAGCCUGAUCAAAAAAGUGGAGCAGAAAGAACUGAGGACAAAGGAUAGAAUUCUCCUAGGCACCUGUGCAGACUGGGAAACUGUACUUAUGUCGAAAGGUGUAAUUCCUAUGCAGAAUGUUCCUGGGGAAAAAACAUCCAAUGGCAUAAAAAUGGCAUCAACUCAGCCUGGCAAGAAACCCUUGGAAUGUAAUCAUUAUGGAAAAUUCUUCAGAAAAGACUGUCACCUUACUUGUAAAAGAUACUGCAAGGGAGAGAAAUGCUAUAAAUGUAAAGAAUAUGAGAAAGUUUUCAGCCAUCCGUCAACUGCUGCGAGUCAUCCCUCAAUUCUUAGGAGUCAUGUGGGUACUCACACUGGAGAGAAAACUCUUGAGUUUAAUGAAAAAGCUAUCGAUCAAGAGUCAUUCCUUCAGAAACACUUACUAAUUCUCAUCAGAGAGAAGUCUUACGAGUGUAAGCAAAGUGGUGUGUCCUUCAGCCUGCACCCUUCCUUUGUGGUACAUGAGCAAAUGCCUCUGGGAGAGAAACUCUGUGAUUGCAGUGACUACCAAAGAACCUUCAGCCCAGGGUCUUCUCUUAAUAUCCACAGAGGUGUACCUACUGUGGAAGAAAGCUUGGAAUGUACUGAGCAUGGGGAAACUUUCGCUGGGCCCUUGACCCUUCAGAAAUUUGUGAGAACUCACAUUGGAGAGAAACCCUACAAAUGCAGUGACUGUGGAAAAGCCUUUAUUUUUCAGUCUUCCCUUAAGAAACACAUGAGGUCUCACACUGGAGAGAAACCUUACGAGUGUAAUCAUUGUGGCAAGUCCUUCAGCCAGAGCUCUCAUCUUAAUGUGCACAAAAGAACUCACACUGGAGAGAAACCCUAUGACUGUAAGGAAUGUGGGAAAGCUUUCACUGUUCCUUCUUCCCUUCAGAAACAUGUGAGAACCCACACUGGAGAGAAACCCUAUGAAUGUAGUGACUGUGGGAAAGCUUUCAUUGAUCAGUCUUCUCUUAAGAAACAUACACGAUCUCACACUGGAGAGAAACCUUAUGAAUGUCAUCAGUGUGGAAAAUCCUUCAGCACAGGCUCUUAUCUUAUUGUGCACAAGAGAACUCACACUGGAGAGAAAACCUAUGAGUGUAAAGAAUGUGGGAAAGCCUUCAGGAAUUCCUCUUGCCUAAGGGUACAUGUGAGAAUUCACACUGGAGAGAAGCCCUAUCAAUGUAUUCACUGUGGAAAAGCCUUCAGCACAAGCACUAACCUUAUAAUGCACAAGCGUGUACAUACUGGACAGAAAUCCCAGUUUUCCAUAAUACAGCAACCAUACAAGGUUGCACGGCUUCUGCCCAGGUGGCAGGCUGCCCAUGAGCUGGUCCAUCAGUAUACUGAGCUCACUCUGGUAUACUGCCACAUCUUUCAACAGUGGGCACAGAACCAGCCACCUCGUGGGGAUCAGCAGCUGGUGGCAGGGCCUCCAAAAGUGGCCAGCCUACAGCUGUGGCAGUCCGGUGGCUUUCCUUUUCCUUACGAAAUCCCAACAGUCCUGCAGCCUGUUUCAGGAGGACUAUUAGUCCAGCUGGCCCAGCCGCGUCCUUGCAUUCUUCCGCCUCCACGCGUCACCUGCCAGGCCCCGCCCCCUAGGCUCCGCCCCUUACGCUCUUUGGGGCGCGGACGUGGCAAGGAUGGGCGUCUGAGCAUGCGCGUCCGAGAGCCGGCGGCCAUUUUGCUUCGCGCUCCCGCACGGCCCUUCCCGGCUCCCGUUCCCAGAGGCGGUGGGCUGGGCCUUGGGGUCGGUGGUACGAGGGUUGCUGCGGGCCCGGGCCCGGCGGCCACCCAGGGCUGCCCCGGCCUCCGGCGGCCACCUCCGAGCCGAGGCCUGUCCUCUCGCCGGGCUGCGGCCGCCGGUCCCAGGUUUUCCGGCGCCCGCGGCUCCUGCUGGCUUACUGAGUCCGGAACUCCGGAGUGGGUGACUCGGAUUUGGUCGGUCUCCAGCAGCAGCCUUUCUCUUUUUCCAGAGGAGACAGGUUAUGUCUGCCGUUCCCGUCACUGGGACACGACCCUCAGCUUAGUUCUCCCUGCGCCGAUCGGUGGCUUUCGGCGAGACUCAGUUGUCUUUGAGGAUGUAGCUGUGGACUUUACCCAAGAGGAGUGGGCUUUGCUGGAUCAUUCUCAGAGGACCCUCUACAGAGAUGUGAUGCUGGAAAACUUCUGGAACCUGGCUUCACUCGGGUUUCCCCUACGCACACCUUGUCUGAUUUCCCAGUGGGAUCAAGUGGAAGACGUGGAGACGGUGAGGAGAGAACUUUUCCAGGGCGCCGUUAAGGAGGAACCCCAGGAAGGUUUUGAGACUCAUCUUAAAACCAGUGGCUCAGUUGCUCAGCAAGAUGUUUAUGGAGCAAAAAUAGCCAAUGAACAGAAAAUAGUAAGAUUGGAAAAGAGUGAUUCCUGGCCCUCCAUUUUACAUAAAAACUGGGAAUGCCAUGGUAUCGAUUAUCAGGAUAAAAACCAUGAGAGACAUUUGAGAAAUCAUAUGGUGGAGAGCAUAUAUGAAUGUAAUGGAGGAAAUCAAUGUUUACAAACCUGCAACCAAAAUGCAAAUCUGAAUGUGCUCAGUAGAACUCCUGGAGUAAAAUCCUAUGAAUGCCAUCAGUGUGGAAAGGCCUUCAUGGAUCAUUCGUCCCUUAAGAAUCACAUCAAGUCUCACCCUGCAAGCAAACCCUAUCUGUGUAAGGAAUGUGGAAAAGCCUUCCAUUUUCUCGCUUCCUUCAAGAAACAUGUGAAAAAUCCCACUGAAGAGAAACCUUAUGAAUGUGAGGAAUGUACGAAAGCCUUUAAUUGUUCCUCGUCCUUUAGGGCACAUGUGAAGAGUCAUACUACAAAGAUAAACUAUGAAUGUAAGGAAUGUGGAAAAUCCUUUAGUUGUUCCUCAUCACUCACAGAACACAGAAGAAUUCAUAGUGGAGAGAAGCCUUAUGAAUGUAAGGAGUGUGGGAAAGCCUUCAGUUGUUCUUCCUCUCUCUCUAAACACAGAAGAAUUCAUAGUGGAGACAAGCCUUAUGAAUGUAAGGAGUGUGGGAAAGCCUUCAGUUCUUCCUCCCACCUUAUCAUACAUAUAAGAAUCCACACUGGAGAGAAGCCUUACGAAUGUAAGGAGUGUGGGAAGGCUUUCAGUGAGUCCUCGAAACUCAAUGUGCACGUGAGAACACAUACUGGAGAGAAACCCUAUAAAUGUAAGGAGUGUGGGAAAGCCUACAAUUGUCCCUCCUCCUUGAGUAUUCAUAUGAGAAAGCACACUGGAGAGAAGCCCUAUGAAUGUCUGGAAUGUGGAAAAGCCUUCUAUCUUCCCACUUCCCUUAAUACACAUGUGAAAAAUCAAAGUAGAGAGAAACCCUAUGAAUGUAAGGAGUGUGGGAAAGCCUUUAGUUGUCCCUCAUCUUUUAGAGCACAUGUGAGAGAUCACAUUGGAAAGGUACAAUAUGAAUGUAAGGAAUGUGGGAAAGCUUUUAGUCGUUCUUCAUCCCUCACUGAACACUUAAGAACUCACAGUGGAGAGAAGCCUUAUGAAUGUAAGGAAUGUGGGAAGGCCUUUAUUAGUUCCUCCCAUCUUACAGUACACACAAGAACCCACACUGGAGAGAAACCUUAUGAAUGUAAAAAAUGUGGGAAAGGCUUUAUUUAUCCCUCAGCCCUCAGGAUCCAUAUGAGAACGCACACUGGGGAAAAACCCUAUGAAUGCAAGGAAUGUGGGAAAGCCUUCCGCCAUUCUUCAUAUCUGACUGUACAUGCAAGAAUGCAUACUGGAGAAAAGCCCUUUGAAUGUUUGGAAUGUGGAAAAGCUUUCAGUUGUCCCUCAUCCUUUCGAAGGCAUGUGAGAAGCCACACUGGAGAAAAACCAUAUGAAUGUAAGGAAUGUGGGAAAGCCUUUGUUUGUCCUGCCUACUUUCGAAGACAUGUGAAAACUCAUGCUAGAGAAAACAUACACAUAUAAUGUACAAUACUUUUCCUAAUCUUAGGCAACACAUAAGAUUUCACAUUGUGGGGACCCUUGUGAGUAUAAGAGAAAGGCCUUCAUUUGUCACUCAUCCAUUUAAAAACUUGAGAGCUCUCACCUGAGAGAAACACUGCAUGUUAACCAUGUGGGAAAGCCUUCAUGAACAUCACUUUAUUGUGCAUAAGAAAAUUUAUACCAGACAUGAAUUCUUAUCAUUGUGGUGUUUCCUUUACCAGUGCCUCAUCCUUAAAGUAGACUACUAGCCCAAUUUACAAUUUUAUUUUCUGAUAUGAAUACUUAAGAUGAUAAAUUUCCCUCUAAUACCUCUUCAGCUCUAACCAUAUGCGUUUUAGUAUGAGGUUUUAUUAUAGUUCAGACAUAAAUAUUGUCUUUUUUCCAUUACAAAGUCCUUAGUACCUAUAAAGGCUUUGAAGUAUAUUUUUUUAUCUGCAGGUAGGAGUGGUCUUUCUAAAUUUGUUCCUAAUUAACUCCAAUUGGUCUCUGAAGUUGAAAUCAUGUCACUUUAGUAUUGAGAAUUUUUAUUUUUUUGGUCUAGUAUGGCAGAUACUAGUCAUUGCCUACCCAGUAGUUAUGUUACCUCUUCUUUUUAACUAAGAGAACUUACAGUUACUGAGGUAAUCAGUCUAUAUGAUUAAAAAAUUUUCCUGUCCACUAACUACAACUCAUUGCCUAUCCAGUAUUUAUUAUGUACCCCUUCUUUUUAACUAAGAGAACUUCAAGUUACUGAGGGUAUCAGUCUUUACUGUUAAAAGAUUUUCCUGUCCACUAAAUAACUACAACAGAAAUUAAUCUGCAAAAAUUGUGUUGAAAGUGGAUGGUCUCAUUUGAUUAGAUCAUUUUGAAUUUUGUCUUUGAGACAUAAAGAUGAAAGCUAUAAGUAAAGAUGGUUGGGUUGGCUUAUGCUAUAUUAAUUUGGUAGGGCUGGGAACUACAUUUUCCAAAUCACUUCUUUGUCAAGUUCCUAGUGAGAGUUGUCUAGAAGAGCUUUCAUGAGAAGGCACAAAGCCAGAAUGAAAAAAGCCAUUAUUACUGUCAGUAUCAUGGGGCCAUCAGACAGGGAGACAGAUGCUUAGGGGCCUGGCACGCUUUAGUUUCCAGGUAAAUUUCCUGAUUAUUAGGUUCAGUGAUCAAUAAUUGGGUCAAAACAGAACAGUUAGGGCUUGGUGGCAGUUGUUGCUGAAGGUCUCUAAAAUCCUUUUUGGAUUUUCUGGCAUGCUCUGGCAUUAUCAUUUUGUUGAUAUUGUUCCACUGGUACAUCAAUUGACUAUAGAGUUGGUCCUAAUUUGGGCCAGGGUUAUCAUCUGCACAGUGCUACUCAUCUUGGUACCCUGCUGAUGGGGAAAGAUACUAUGCAAGCCCACUGUGAUCUCAAAAAUUCAAGAUCUGUGACAGAUUAUCAUAGGCAUGACUGACAUAAACAUCAGAGGAUUUUAUUGCACUUUAAUGGAGAAGGAUUUAUAUGUGACUCCUUCAGACAACCAGGAAGAUUUUACUGCCUUUUUACUUGAGAAGAUGAAAACUGUUUGGUUUGAGCUUCUUCCCUUAGCUGCUCUUUUUUCUUGUUUCUUUAUAUUUUCCUAUUAUCUCCAGAUGUAUACUUCCCUUUUAAUCAAUUUUUACCUUUUUAUUAAGGUAUACAUACAGUAUUAUGCAUGUAGUGCUAAUCUUAAGUGCACAGUUUGAUGAAAUUUCACAUGUACCCACCCUGGUAAAUGUACAACAUUUCCAGAACUUCAGAAAGUUUAUUGAUGCCCCUUUCCAUUAAUUACCCAACCAGAAUUUUGACUCUUGCUACAAUCAAUUAGAUUUGCUUGUUCUUGAUUUUCACGUACAUUUAAAAUACAAUAUGUACAGUUUUGUGUUUGGCUUCUUUUGCUCAUCAUGCCUGAUAGAUACACAGCAGUUUUGUUGUGUCUGUUACUAGGUUGUCUUUUGAUUGCUCUUUUGGUAGAUUUAUGCAUUCAUUUUUCUUGAUAUAUAUGUAGGAAUGAGAUUUCUGAAUCUUAUUGGGCUUUAUGUUUAGUUUUUUUCUAGGCAUUUCAUUUUGCACAAUGGUUGAUUCAAUGUAUAUUUCCCAAAGCAUGUAAGACAGCUCCAGUUCCAAUACCAGGGCAGCACUUUUUAAUUUUAGUCAUUCAGCAGAGUAUGGUGAUAUAUCAUUUUUGGCUUUAAUUUGCAUUUACCUGAUGUGUAAUGAUUUUGAAUACUUUUUCAUGCGCUUAUUACCAUAUGGAUAUCUUAUGAGAGCACCUUUUCAAGAAUAUGUUUUAUUGAUUUGAAGGGCUUCCCUCUGGUGGCUUAUUUAUUAUAUGUAUGUGUAUAUCUCUAUAGAUACGCACAUAUGUAAACCAUGUAUUAUAUAUUAUAUUAUAUAUAAUAUGUAUAUUAUAUAUACAUACAUUGCAAGUAACUUCUCCCAGUCUGUGGCUUGUUUUAACUCCUUUCAUUUUUGUAAAUUAUGUAGGGAAUUUAUUGGCUUGCUUAUUGAGAAGUCCUUGGGUAUACCCUAACUUCAGGUAUGGUUGGAUCAUAGCCCUAAAAUGGUUUUAUCUGGAGUGUCUCCCCAUAUCUUGGCUGUGCAUCCUCCCGCAUUUGCUUUUCUCCCAAGCAGGCUUUCUUCAUGGCCCAGAAGAUCCAGGCUUCCCUCUCCUCAGGUUGAUGUCUUGAUUAUCUAUUUGAGUAGUUCCAAUAUAAUUACCUGCAUUUAAUCUUAUUGAUUCCGGUUGGCCCACUUGUCUACCAUAAUCCAAUCACUGUGUCCAGGGGAAUGGUUUAGGACUAGUUCCCAUGCUCAUUCAGAAAUGGGUUAGAUUCUGUAUCAGGUACAUCGUAGUCCUUGUAGUUGUGAUGCAUAUGGAUUAGGGUGGAGGCAGCAGUGGGCAGAUAUGGGCUGAACUUGCAGGUUGGAUCUAGAACUAGAGCUCAUAUUGUCACCUAGCCAGUUCUGCUUACUCUGCUCUUAGCAGUGGGAGUGGAUCUAGGAGGUCUGGGAACUCAGCUAGGACUAGAUAGAUAGUUCCUAGAAAUCCUCUCAUAAAAGUAGAUGGUAUCGAUUAAUGUGGUUAUAGAUGACUAAAGACUGCUUUUCAAUCUUGCAUAAAAAUCAGCUAGAGAUGAGUCCUGUUUAAGAAAUGAUUUCCCAGGCGAAGAUAAUGGAUGUAUUCUCUUAUGCUUUUUUUUUUUCCCUAGACUAUUGUUUAUCUCUUACAUGUAGGUCUGAUCCAUCUAGAGUAACUUUUUUUUUGUAGGGUGUGAGGUGGAACCAAGAUAAAUAUGUGUGUGUGUCUGUGUGUGUUUCUAGUUGAUCUGGACCAUGUAUCAAAUAGGUAAGUUUUCCCCACUGUCUCUGUCUCUGGUGUAUUUGUCUUUCCUUGCACCAGUAUCACACUGUGUUGCUUCACAGGAUAUGGGAAGUCUGGCACUGUGAGCGUUCCAGAUUUUUUAUUCUUCAAGAUUGUGUUGCCUGCUCUAUUCCCAUUGAUUUCUAUAUUGAUUUUAGAAUCUCCUUAUCAGUUUUCACUUGGGACUUUGCUUGCUAUUGCAUUGACUUUAUAAAACAAUUUUAAGAAAAUUGACAUCUUUACAAUAUUGAGUUUUCCUAUUGGUGAACAUAGCAUAACUGCCCAUUUACCAGGUAAUUUCUCUCAACAUUUUAUAGGUUUAAUUGUAGAAGUCAUGAAUGAAUGUUUAAUUUAUUUCUAGAUAUGUGGUGUUUUGCUUUGUAAAUAUUGAUUUAUUACCUUCAUUUUCCAAUUGUUUUGGCUAAUAAAAUUGCAUUUUUUUCUUGUACACUGACAGUAUAUCCAUUGACAUUAAUGAAUUCAAUUAUUUAUUCUAACUUUGUUUUAGAUUUUCUAUACAUACACAAUUCUGUCAAUACCAGUAAAAGAAAGUUUUACUUAUUUCUAAACUUCCAGUGGUAAUAGAAAUGAUGAACAUGGACCUCCUUGCCUUGUUCCUGAUCUUGGGAAACUGUUUGGUAUAUCAUUAAAUAUAAUAUGAGCUGUAAAUUUUUCAUUGUUAACUUUUUUAUAUUUAAGAAAGUUGUUCUACUCCCCAAUUCCCCAGAUUUUAAAAAUCAUGAAUGGAUAUUGAAUUUUAUCCACUGUUUUUUCUGCAUGUACCAAGGUCUUUUCAAAAAAUUGUCUAUUAAUGUACAUUACUACAUUCCUUGAUGUUCAAAUGAUAAAAAAUAUAUGUUUUCAUGGAAUAAGCCUCACUUGGACAUGAUGUUUUACACUGCUAGAUUCAAUAUGCUACUUGAAAGAAAAUGUUUUCUGUGUCUGUGUUAAAGAAAUAUUUGGACUAUACUUUCUUUUCUAAUAUUUGUCAAUUUUUUUGUAGCAGGUUUAUGUUGACUUCAUAAAAGGAUUUGGAAACUGUUC